AUGGAGCCAAAGCAGAUGCUGGAAGGACAGAUGCAGGUUGCAGAAAACCCUCACUCUGAGUAUAAUCUGAUCAACAAUGUUGAGAGGAUAGUAGAAAAUGAGAAUAUAAAUGUAGAAAAGUCAUCAAAACAGAAGGUGGAUUUACAGUCUUUGCCAACUCAUGCCUACCUGGAUCAGAUGGUGGUGCCUAUCUUAUUACAGGGACUUGCUGUGCUUGCAAAGGAAAGAGCACCAAAUCCCACUGAAUUUCUAGCAUCCUAUCUUUUUAAAAAAAAGGCACAAUUUGAAGACCAAAACUGA
Molecule: messenger RNA, 300 nt
Organism: Marmota flaviventris (yellow-bellied marmot)
Lineage: Eukaryota; Metazoa; Chordata; Mammalia; Rodentia; Sciuridae
Source: RefSeq, a predicted model, not a curated record